AGCACUGUACUCAAACACUGCUGGUAAGGAAGUCCAGACCUCCCACGUCUCAUACGGAAGAGGCCACUUCUGCAAACAAUACAGGAUCAAUUCAUUGUAUGGGACGCUCAAGUACCACAAAGGUAAAGUGUAGAGCGUGUAAUCAGACUGAGGACGACCUCACCCACACAGCAUCUCCCACCAGUCCGCUAUAGGACACUACACACUACAGGACAGUCUCCAUCUGAUGUUAAUGGCGCAACCUAUGAAACACAGGCCCAGGUCCGCACCGAUUAUUACCAAUGCGUAUGUGCAGAACAAGAGAGAGGAUGAGGGUCUGUCUGUCAAACUGGACAGCAUACACUACCAGCACCAUGCGGACCUGAUUAGGCUGAGGCAAACUGUGGACCCCAUUGUCCGACUAAGGAAAAAUCUGCUCACCCAAAGGGCCAUUACACAUCAGUCAUCACUGGAGCACGUCAUGGAUGAAAUCCAUGCCUACAAAAAAGAUAAGCACUGCUCAGGUCUCAGCAAGAGCCAUCUGCCUGCUAGUACAGAGGUCUACGUCAGCAAUGGUGAAAGUUCAAAAUGGCUGCCUACUCCAUUUUCUCAGAGCUUUCCCAGCAUCCCACACAACUUAUACAAACAUGGGGAAAGCAAGACUUUUUCUGUAAUCACAAAUGGGAGAAGACUUCCAGUCAUGGACAACUCAAAGACAAAAUCUACUGAAACUGCAUUGAAACAUCUAGAGGCCUCUGAAAAACCUGCAAGGAAAGCUAGAGCAAUGUCACCUGUGCAGAGGGUACCAACCAGAAACAUGGAACUGCUGACGUACAAGGAGCUGAGUAAGAUUGCAUGUCUAGAAAACAUCACCAUGAGAGAACUCGAGAGGCAGAAGCUACAAGUGCAGAUGGAUAAACAUCAACUCUGUCAAACGCUCCACAGGGCUCUUCAAGAGAGAGUACACACUUUCCUCAAGAAGAUUGACGAGGUGGACUGCAGUAACUCUGAUCAAGUUAUAAAUGCAGACAAGGACUUUUAUGAGACCUCUGGAAAAACAACCAAGAAAAACUAAUUUAGGAGAGGAACAGUAAAGCUGUUAUUAAGGUUUAAGAAUGUACAGCUGUCUUUUUUUCUUUCAUUAAUAUAUUUUGGGGUUAACCUCAGUGCUAUUUAUGGACAUUACUGGGUUAUUCCUGUUUCAUUUGUGU
Messenger RNA from Pseudophryne corroboree (corroboree frog), 1190 nucleotides. RefSeq lists its product as uncharacterized. The record is from RefSeq and is a predicted model, not a curated record. Bases 227 to 1054 code for a protein of 275 amino acids. Lineage: Eukaryota; Metazoa; Chordata; Amphibia; Anura; Myobatrachidae. The transcript has 2 exons.